AUGAGCUGCGACAAGCGCCACACCGAGUCGUCCAAGUCGACCAAGUCGACCACCCUUGUCGCGAGCGUGCUCAAGAGCAACGAAGUCGUGCAUGAGUACGCGGACGGGGUGAACCGCAUGUCAGCGACGCAGGCGCAGAUGCAGGGCCAGAUCAAGAUUCUCACUGACCGAGUGGCGGCCCUGGAGGCUGCCAUCCUCCGCAUCACCAGCCAGUGCGACCAGGCCGUCGCUAACAGCCGCACCGUCGAGGGCGCGCUCUCCGCGCAGAAGAUGCACACCGAGCACCUCAACACCGCCGUCAGUCGUCUCGAGUCCAAUUAUACGCGCCUCGACAGCGAGAUCAUCCGCCUGCGCCGCGCGCGCGAGGUCGACGAGGAGGAGGCCGAGAUUGAGCGGAUGCACGCCCGCGCGACGAGUAUGCGCGCCCGGAGCGCGCAGGAGGAGCGGUUGGUGAACGAGAUUGACUAUAGGCUGCAGGAGACCGAGGACCUGAUCCUCGAUGAGUUCGAGGAUCUGCACGGCGUGCUGGGGAAGAAGCUGGGGUACCGCAGGGUGGCGCAUUCGCCGACGAACGGGGCGCAAGUGGCUCAUGCGCGACCGCGCACGCCUCAGCAGCAGCCGACUCCGGCUGCGACGCCUACGCGAGCUCAAGGCAUGGCUCAGACGUACAGCUCCGGGGGUGGCAUGCGCCUGCGAGAGCUGAUAGCAAAUGAAGUCGCUCCCCAUGGCGAUGGAUCUUCCACUGCUUCCAAUGCAUCGUCUCGGCGUUCCUCGUCAAAUUCGUCGAGUUCUGAGCAGUCUCUGAGGCAGAGCCGUCGCCCGGACAGCAGGGACUCGCCCCGUCGCGGUCGCGCUCCGUCUGUUGGGCCACCCACACCCACGUCUGCCAGGUCGUACCAGGAGAACCGUCACCCUGAGGCAAGCACGCCGAAGCAGGUCAACUUCGCUUUCAACGAUGGGAACGCACAAGUGCGCGCCACAGCUCCAGCCGGGACACUUGCACCACCUGCAGAAGCGUAUGCUGUCCGGCCGAAUACUUACCAGGUCGGGUCGCGGGUGUCCAUUGACUCGGGCGUUCAGUCUUAUACCUCAGACGAGAGCUCGAUGGACGAGCGCCAGAGGCAGGCUCGCGCGUCCCUGAUGUCACGCAUCAGUGCUGCGAGUACCUACACGGCUGGACCGAAGACGCCAAGGGAGAUGGACGAGGGUCUUCUUGCGACUAGGCAAGCCGACCGCGCUCGCCUCCGAACGUGA
This is a messenger RNA of Schizophyllum commune H4-8, 1254 nucleotides long. RefSeq lists its product as uncharacterized. The coding region runs from base 1 to 1254 and encodes 417 amino acids. The record is from RefSeq and is a predicted model, not a curated record. The transcript is spliced from 3 exons. NCBI's taxonomy places the organism in Eukaryota, Fungi, Basidiomycota, Agaricomycetes, Agaricales, Schizophyllaceae.